Molecule: messenger RNA, 2709 nt
Organism: Closterium sp. NIES-65
Lineage: Eukaryota; Viridiplantae; Streptophyta; Zygnematophyceae; Desmidiales; Closteriaceae
Source: the annotation of a GenBank genome assembly
AUGCGUCUGCGUUUCGGGUCUGGGGAUCUCGGGCGUUUGUCCGCGACUUGUCUGCGGACAAGCUGUCCCCCCGUGCUGUUCCCUGCGUCGUCCUUGGCUUCCCCCCUGACGCGCCUGGGUGUGUCCCAGGUAGACGCAGUCGAGCCUGUCGAGGUAGCUGUUGACUCUGGUGUUGCUAGAGGUGCUGAGCCUGCGGGUGCCGGGUCUGGGGGUGCUGAGUCCAGGGGUGCGGAGCCUGGGGGUGCUGAGCCUGGGGGUGCUGAGCCUCGGGGUGCUGAGUCUGGGGGUGCUGAGCCUGGGGGUGCUGAGCCUGGGGGUGCGGAGCCUGGGGGUGCUGGGUUUGCUCGUGUGGCCUCUCGCGGUGCUUCGUCGAGGCGGGAGCCACUCUCUCUGCAGGAGCUGCUCGAGUGGUUUACCUGGCGCUGGAGCCGUUCUGCUGGAGCUGGAGAGGUCCUGCUGAAGCUGCUGGCGGUACUGGAGCUGCCGGUCCUACUCGAGUUGGUGCUGCUGGAGCUGCUGGAGCUACUUGUGCUGGAGCUGCUGGGACUGGGGGUGCUGCUGGGGCUGCUGGAGUUAGUCCUGCUGGUGGUACUACUGGAGCUACUGGCGGUGCUGGAGCUGCCGGUCCUGCUGGAGUUGGUGCUGCUGGAGCUGGAGCUGCUGGAGCUUGAGCUGCUGGGGGUGUUGGCGCUGGUGGUUGUGCUGGCGCUAGUGCGUCUGAGGGUGCUGGAGUUGGCGAUGUUGAAGCUGGAGGUGCUACUGUCCCAGUUACAGCCCGCCUCCCCCCUGCCUGCUCCUUCUCCCUACACUGGUCCUACUGGAGGUCUUGCUGAGCGUCGUGAGCCUGUGUCUCGUCCUGCGUCGCCUGUUUGUGCUGCUCGCACUAGUCGUCGUGCUCCGCGUCCGCGUCCUCCUGCGGUCCCAGGAACACACCAGAUGGCACUGCGUCCUUCCACUGCUCCUCUGCGUGUCUCGUUGCCGUCUCCUCCAGAGUCCUCUCUUCCUGUCCUUGCUGACCCGGAGUCUGACUCUCUUCAUACUGCCAGUCCUACUGUCACGUGUCUCCUGGCUACUCUUGUCACUGACCCUUCCUUUGAUUCCACUGCUGCGUCGGCCCUAGUUGCUGAGCUUGUCGACUUUGCUUCUCGCUGUCGUCUAGACUACGCUGGUAGUCUUGUUGCUGAGUCUGAGUUUGUCUGUCCUCCGUCCGUCGGGGGUGAGUGUGCUCUUAGCAUGGACAUCCUUGAGGACAGGCAGGAGGAGUUCCAGUGCUUUGCCGCUGCUUCACCUCAUCUCGUGUCCACGCUGAUUGCCCCUGAGGGAGACCCGGAUGCACCAGACAUCCCGAUUCCUCGAUCGUACGCUGAGGCGAUCGAGGGUCCCUACUCCUCACAGUGGCAGUCACCCAUGGACGCAGAGAUGGCUUCAUGGAAGUCCACAGGCACCUACGUCGACGAGGUUCCCCCACCUGGGGCGAACAUCGUCCGUGGCAUGUGGAUUUUCAGGGUGAAGCGGCCGCCGGGUUCUCCGCCUGUCUUCAAGGCGCGUUACGUGGCUCGAGGCUUCAGUCACCGGCAGGGAGUUGACUACUUUCAGACCUUCUCUCCCACCCCGAAGAUGACCACUCUUUGGGUGCUGCUGCACAUAGCCGCUCAGCGCGACUACGAGCUUCACUCUCUUGACUUCAGCACAGCUUUCCUGCAGGGCAGCCUGCACGAGGAGAUCUGGCUGCGCCGCCCACCUGGCUUCACUGGGUCGUUUCCCCCUGGUACCCAGUGGAGCCUCCGGCAGCCAGUCUACGGUCUCCGCCAGGCGCUCCGUGAGUGGCACGACACAAUGAGGACUACACUUGCAGCUCUUGGGUUUGCUCCUUCUAUUGCCAACCCGUCGCUGUUUCUGCGCACCGACACCUCUUUGCCGCCGUUCUACAUCCUCGUGUACGUCGACGACUUGGUCUUUCCCACUGCUGACAUUGCAGGACUAGCCCACGUGAAGUCCGAGCUGCAGAAGAGACACACGUGCACAGACCUGGGUGAACUGCGCAGCUACCUUGGCUUGCAGAUCAUCCGGGACAGAGCACAGCGCACCAUUACCCUGACUCAGUCACACAUGGUGCAGCAGGUCCUUCAGCGCUUCGACUUCACGUACUCCUCGCCUCAGGCCACUCCUCUGUCUACUCGCCACUCGCUCUCAGCUCUGCCUUCGGAUGAGCACGUAGAGCCGAGUGGCCUGUACCCAGAGCUUGUUGGCUGCCUCAUGUACUUGAUGACCUGCACACGACCUGACCUUGCAUACCCUCUUAGCAUCUUGGCACGCUAUGUUGCUCCUGGGAGACACCGACCAGAGCACAUGGCUGCAGCGAAGAGGGUGUUGCGCUACUUGUGCAGUACGUCGAGCAUGGGGCUAGUGCUUGGAGGGCGACAUUCAGUGGUCCUCACAGGUCACGCAGACGCUUCUUGGGCUGACGACCAGGCUACGCAGCAGUCGUCACAGGGUUACACCUUCAGCCUUGGUUCCGGCUCUCUUUUGUGGCAGUCUACCCGCUCGUCUUCUGUUCUCGGCUCCAGCUGUGAGGCUGAGAUCUACGCUGGGGCCAUGGCUGCACAGGAGCUACGCUGGCUCAACUACCUGCUGACUGACCUUGGAGAGCCGCCUCGUUCUCCUGCAGUUCUGUACGUAGACAACAAGGCCAUGCUGGCCUUAUGUUAA